UAUAGUCCAGUUCGCUGAGUUAAUUGAAUUUACGGCUUAACUUAACGCCAGUUGAGACCAACCCCAUUCCUCUAAAGCGUUACGUAAUUUGUAAACAGUUCAAAACAGCGGUCUUCCGAUUCCGACUCUCACGUUGUUUUGUUUUGCUUUUGAAGAUUUGUGUGCUCUUUUAAAAUUUUAUUCACAAAAUAGAGAAUAAUAAUAUUAUACAGAUAUUUAAAAGCACGUAAAUGAAGUUCAAAAAUCGUUACUCAUCUGUGGCCUGUAACCGCACAACGGAGGCCUUGGAUUGGGGCCAGGACGGUCUAAUUUAUUUUGGUGCCUGCCACUCAAUCGUGGUAUUCGAUCCAAAGUUCCAUGGUUCGUCCAAAAUCAUCCGUACGCUGUGUGGCCACAAGGCUCGCGUGAAUACGGUGAAAAAGCUCCACAAUGUGCCCAGUUUGCCGGAAGCGAUCGACCUGGUUUCCGGUUCGGAUGAUACCAAUUGUUUGCUGUGGAGCAGUCAAAAUCUGGAGAAUCCAAAGCGGUACACUUUGAAGGGCCACUCGAAGGCUGUCACUCAGGUCGAGGCAAUCUAUCUGGGGGACCGUUUGGUGGUGGCUACCGGAUCGGCAGACAGUACCGUAAAGUUGUGGAAAUUAGACGGAGAGGAAUUUGUUUGCUUUCAGACGGUCGACCUGAAGACGGGAUACUGCUUUGCGUUGAAAUUCUUCAAGUUGCCUGGUAGCGAAAGUUCAAUGCUGGCGUGCGCAAUGGAUAACGAUUUGAUUCAUUUACUUGCGGAAUCUGGGGAGCAGUACGUUUUGGUGGAUAAGUUAAAGGGCCAUACAGACUGGGUACGAGGAUUGGAUUGCGUGCAGGAGGAUGGUGAUUUAUUGUUGGCCAGUGCAUCCCAGGAUAGCUUCAUUCGUCUUUGGAGGAUUUCGCAACGAGAACAAGUUCAAGUCAAGAAGUCUUUCGAGGAAUUUUCCGUCGAUGAGGAUAUUGUGUUAGAGGAGAAAAUUUUCAGCAUAUCUGUAGAUGGAAAGCAGUUCCAUUAUGCUUUAGCAUUAGAAUCGGUUUUGCAAGGGCACGAAGGAUGGGUUUAUGGAGUAAACUUCAAUAGACAGGGAGACAAGUUGAAUCUGUUGUCCAGCUCGAUCGAUAAGACACUGACCAUUUGGACACCUUCCGAUUCAGGAGUGUGGUUUGAAAGUGUCCGUGUAGGAGAAGUUGGCGGCGCUUCCUUAGGAUUCUACGGUGGAAAGUUUUCGCCAGAUAGCAAAUCCAUCAUCGGCCAUGGCUUUCAGGGCAGUCUUCACCUGUGGCAUCAAGAUGUGGACAAUGGGGGAAUUUGGAAACCAGGGACCAUAAUUGGAGGACAUUUCGAAGCCGUAAGGGAUUUAGCAUGGGAUCCCGAGGGUCGAUUUGUGAUGACGGUGUCGGCUGAUCAGACUACUAGAAUUCAUGCGGCGUGGUCGCGGUCUGCUGGUGAUGAUGAAGCUGUUACGUGGCACGAAAUUGCACGGCCUCAAGUGCAUGGCUACGAUAUGCAGUGCCUGUGUAUGCUAUCAAGGUAUCGGUUUGCAAGCGGAGCUGAGGAGAAGAUUGUGAGGAUAUUUCAGGCACCUGUGAAUUUUGUCGAGAAUUUGAGAGAUCUUUGCGAAGUUAAAGAUGAUCCUGAAGGAGAUGUCAUUUUGAAAACCACACCGAAGGGUGCUUCAGUUCCAUCUUUAGGCCUCUCCAACAAAGCCGUUUACAGCAUAGAGGAAGAAACAUCUAAUACGAAACACGUGAAAGAUAUAUACCCGGAACACUACUUCAUCCCAACGAAACUGGAAUCGCCCCCAUCAGAGGAAACCCUUAUGCAAAACACCCUCUGGCCAGAGAUGCAAAAAUUGUACGGCCAUGGGUACGAAAUCUACGCGCUCGCUUCUACGCACGACGGACACUUCGUAGCCUCGGCCAGCAGGGCAACAUCGGCGGAGCAUGCUCGGAUUCUCGUUUGGAACACAUCAAACUGGAAAAUACAGCAGAAGCUCGAUGCACACCAGCUCACGGUGACUCAGUUGGCGUUCUCACCCGAUGACAGGUCCUUGCUAGCGGUGUCCCGAGAUCGUACGCUGUCCGUGUUUGAGAAUAAGGAGCCACGUGGAGCAGUUUGCGAUUUCCAGUUGGUUACUCAUACGGACAAACGCACCAGUGUGCACGCGCGGAUCAUUUGGUGCUGUGAUUGGUCUCAUGAUUCGGUUCACUUUGCAUCCGGGUCACGUGAUGGAAAGGUGGUGCUGUGGGGGCGAGAGGAAACGCAGUAUAAAGCAUGCAGCGUGCUUGAGAUGAAAGGAGAAUCUGUGACAGCGGUGGCUUUUGGGCCAACAAAAGUCGCUGAUGACCGAUACAUGGUGGCCGUUGGGUUGGAAAAGGGUGUGAUACAGUUGUAUGGAGUUCUGCAGCAGGAAUGGAAGCUGCUGAUAACCAUUGACGAAUUUUGCGGUCAUCAUCUCACAGUAAAACGACUAGCAUUUAGACCGUCGAGUGAAAAAAUGCAGUUGGCAAGUUGCGGUGAAGAUAAUUUCGUAAGAAUUUAUGAUAUAUGUUGAUAACUAA
Armigeres subalbatus is the source of this 2586-nucleotide messenger RNA. RefSeq names its product elongator complex protein 2 (gene Elp2). The record is from RefSeq and is a predicted model, not a curated record. The coding region runs from base 231 to 2579 and encodes 782 amino acids. Gene Ontology annotation, molecular function: protein binding. The transcript is spliced from 4 exons. Gene Ontology annotation, biological process: tRNA wobble uridine modification. Lineage: Eukaryota; Metazoa; Arthropoda; Insecta; Diptera; Culicidae. Gene Ontology annotation, cellular component: elongator holoenzyme complex.